AUGGCGAAGGCAUGCAGAACCCGCUUGGACGUUGUCGUCUCCGUUUUGGUUGUUGUGAAUGUCAUCCAUGGUGUCAGCGCUAGCAGCACGAUGGCUUUCGGGUCGGUAGGAACCCCGUCUCGUAACAAAGCAAAGAGUGCAGAGAGUCAGUUGAGCAGCUAUGACAGGAUGAUCCUCGCGCAUGGUCCACCGAAAACUUCCUCGAGCAGCAGUGGAUACAAUCCCCAACCAGGAACGCCGACAUAUCCCGCCAACAGCUAUCCCACCAACAGCUAUCCCACCAACACCUAUCCCACCAACACCUAUCCCACCAACACCUAUCCUGCUUAUGGCAGACAAAGUCCGGUCAUGUAUCAGAAUCCUCCCUCGGCUUAUCCUCAAACUCAAGGGGCCUCGAGUUACACCCCUACCUUAUCCCCUCAAUGGGCGCAACCCCCUGCCAGCGCGUUUGCAACGAAUGCGAAUCCGAUGGGUAGUCAGGCUCGAUUCCAUGCUCACCAGGUCACCCGGGACAAACUGGUCCCCAGAGUGCAGAGCAGCGUCUCGUUCGAGGGGUCGAAGAGUUCCAAGGAGAUGUCGGGCGAGGCGAGAAAGCUUGCCAAGAUGUCAGCGCAGCUCCUCAGGGAAUAUUCGCGAGCAUCAAUCUACCGUAACGCCCUAGCCAAGGAGCAGUCAAGGAUCCACAAGGCACGGCAGGCAGCCACCAUCGGUGGACUGUACAACAAUCGCAGUCUGAGCGGAAAACCGGUACUCUCUCAUGGAAUGACUGUUAUCUUCGUUAUCUGCACCGUCGGCGCAAUCUGUGGAGCUUUGUGGUACAUGAAGAGGGACAAUGACAAGCUCACCCAUCAAAACUUGGAGACCUUGCAGAGUGCUUGA
Messenger RNA from Guillardia theta CCMP2712, 879 nucleotides. RefSeq lists its product as hypothetical. The transcript is spliced from 6 exons. NCBI's taxonomy places the organism in Eukaryota, Cryptophyceae, Pyrenomonadales, Geminigeraceae. The record is from RefSeq and is a predicted model, not a curated record. The coding region runs from base 1 to 879 and encodes 292 amino acids.